AUGAAUGAGUACUCACAUUUAACUCUACCCUUUCACUUUAAUUCUGAAAUCAAAUAGGUGGAUCUCUAAACGUUUUAAUUCCCAACUGGCAAAACAAAACCGCUUGAUUUGCAAGUGAUGAAUUCUGAAAAGGGAAAGUUUAUUUUGAAAAAAAUGAAUCAGACUAACAUCAUUUUCAGAAUGAGAAAAUUUUAGCACAAGAACGAUCCAAAUAUUGUUGUAUAUAAAUUGGAACACGAGAGCGAAAUCAAUGAGACUUACGAUUCUUAGUAUUACUUUCAAGACUUCUAUUUUGAAGGUGAAAAUGAUUAAAACAUCCUAAACCAAUUUAAAAAAUACAUACAAUGUAAACCUUAUCAACUGGAAAAGCAGCACGUUCCAAGAGACAUUGCUAAGCCAUUCUGUUGGAGGGGUUCCAAUUUCAAGAUAAAUUUGAUGAAAAAGUAUGUGAAGAGAAAUAAGGUCGAGAAGAAAAAUUUCAUUACUCCCUUGAAAUUUGGAGAGGCCCACUCCAAUUUAGAUGAGAUCUACUAAGAAACCGAUCCCACCUUAAAUCAACUAUUCCAGAAAAAACCAAUAUGGCUUAAGAAACAAUUAAUUAAAGAAUUAAAAUAAUUUUAGUAAUACGAAGAAAAGCUAGGGCAGAUGGUUUAUUACUACUAUAAUGGACCCUGGGCUAAAUGCUAUGUUUUAAAAUAAUUCAAUCCCCAAUUAAAUUCGAUUGCAGCAAAGUAUUAAACAAUAAACAUUAAGAAUAAUUAAAAUGAGGACUCCAAUAGCGAGGAUUAAGAUUACCCACAGAAAUGCUUUACCUUAUUGUAACUGUGCGAUUUGUAAGACAAGGACAUAGAUAAAAUAAUUUAAGAGGCAAUCAACAAAGGGAAACAAAAUCCGCCUAGUGCAAAGGAUUUUGAGAAGUAUGGAUGGUUUGAAAAAUAACAGAUGAAGAUAAUAGUUCGAAAAAUUAAAAGUUUGAGAUAACAUCAGAACAAAUAAUGA
This is a messenger RNA of Paramecium tetraurelia, 999 nucleotides long. RefSeq lists its product as uncharacterized. The transcript is spliced from 2 exons. NCBI's taxonomy places the organism in Eukaryota, Ciliophora, Oligohymenophorea, Peniculida, Parameciidae. Gene Ontology annotation, biological process: transcription initiation at RNA polymerase III promoter. Gene Ontology annotation, cellular component: transcription factor TFIIIC complex. The record is from RefSeq and is a predicted model, not a curated record.